Messenger RNA from Pipistrellus nathusii (Nathusius's pipistrelle), 333 nucleotides. Lineage: Eukaryota; Metazoa; Chordata; Mammalia; Chiroptera; Vespertilionidae. The record is from the annotation of a GenBank genome assembly.
AUGAAGCUCUGGCUCCUUUCCUCAGCCCCUUGGCCUCUCCUAUCCUCCAACUCUGGUCCCCAGCAGGCUGCUGAAGCCCAGAGGCCACCAUCUCCCUGCAUCCUGAGUGAUGCUCAGUUAGAAGCCUGUGUUAGAGUUUCCCUCGAGGUUUACAGGGCACUGGCCCACCUUCUAAAGACCUUGGCCACAGAUGAAAUGCACACACACACACACACACACACACACACACACACACCACCUGUUGCAUGUUCAUUGCUAGAGUACUUGACUGACUCAUGUGUGCCUAGUUUCCUCUCAUAUCCUGCCCCAUCUUCACCACUCUGGCUCAUGUGA